Molecule: messenger RNA, 345 nt
Organism: Angiostrongylus costaricensis
Lineage: Eukaryota; Metazoa; Nematoda; Chromadorea; Rhabditida; Metastrongylidae
Source: the annotation of a GenBank genome assembly
AUGUUUAAAGGACUGUGUCCAACCGUCAUACGUGAGUCUACUGUUGCGUGCAAACGAAAAGAAGAGCAACAAGUCCAACAUAAUCAACCACAACCACCGAAGAAACCUCGCCUUGUGUUCACCGACAUUCAGAGGAGGACGCUUCAGGCAAUUUUCCGGGAAACGAAAAGGCCGUCAAGGGAGAUGCAGUUGACGAUCAGUCAGCAGCUGGGGCUUGAUCCCACAACGGUUGCCAACUUCUUCAUGAAUGCCAGACGAAGGGGUCAUGACCAGAAAACCGACGACGACAUGAGCACCGUCAGCGGCGGCAGCAAUCAUGCCUUAGACGAGCAGGUAACGACGUAG